ACUUUAACAGAGAGCGGGGCUUACGAACGGUGGGUUAAUUUUCCCGACUCCGUUUUGUAUCCAAAUAUUCGUUAGAUAAUAUGGUAGUAACUAAUUUGGAUCAAUUAAUCAUCUUCAACUCAAGUUUUAAUGGAUGUUGAGUCGCCAGAGUCCGAACAGUUGUUGGUCGAGGAAUACAAAAAUCAAGGAAACUCAUGUUAUAAACAAGGAAUGUACAAUGAAGCUAUAGCGUGGUAUACAAAAGGCAUAGAAAUCGAUAGUACCAAUGUGUUUCUGUACAACAACCGCUCCGCAGCUUACCUGAUGAUUAAUAAACCUCUUGAUGCUUAUAAAGAUGCUAGCAGAAGUAUCAGUUUAGAUUCCCAGAAUGUAAAAUCUAUACUACGUUGCUUAAAAUGUUGUCUUAUUUUGGGUGAUUUAAAUGAAGCCAAACGUCUGUGUUCUAUGGUUAGACAGUUGGAACCAACUAAUAUGGAAUUUUCGUCAUUGCUGCAAAAAAUUGAAUUACUAUCAGAAACUCACCGAUCUUACGAAGAUAAAUUAUCCACAUCUGACUUCCGACACGCUCUUCAUUUAAUCACAAAGUGUAUUGAAUUAGCUCCAGCUUCACUAAGUUUCAACUUACAAAAGCUGAACAUCCUCAUUCAAUUAAAACGAUUCAGUGAAGCCAAGAUUUUAGUUGAAAACUUAUUGCAUUCCCAUUCUUCAUCAGUUGAUCUACUCUUUUAUCGAGGCCUGUGCCUGUACUAUUUGGAUCAUUUAGAUAAAGCAAUUGUUCAUUUUCAACAUGUUCUACGCCUUCAUCCAGAUCACAUAGAAACUCAGAAAGUGUACAAGCGUGCCAAAAAUCUUCUGAAAUAUAAAGAAGAAGGAAACACAUUUAUACAUGAUCACAAAUAUUCUCAAGCACUUGAGGCCUACACAAAAGCCUUGGAAGUGGAUCCUUCACACGAUAUGAUUAACGCUAAAUUGUAUUGUAACCGUGCUUGUGCUCUAUUUUACCUUGAUCGUUUCGAUGAAGCCCUAAACGAUUGUGAUAAUGCAAUUUCUUUGGAACCAAACUAUUUAAAGGCUCGAAUUCGACGAGCUAGGUGUUAUUCAUCUCUUGAAGAAUAUGAAAAAGCAGUUGAGGAAUGGACUGCAGUAGUAAAAUUAGACGGAUCACAAGAAAAUAAAAAAUCUUUACAAGCUGCUAAAUCUGCUCUUUCCGUGUCUCAACGUGAUUACUAUAAAAUACUUGGUUUGAAAAAGAAUGCCUCUUCCGAUGAUAUAAAACAAGCGUAUAGAAAAAGUGCACUUUUAUAUCAUCCAGAUCGUCAUACAAGUGCCGAUGAAGCUACUGUAAAAGAGAAGGAACGGAAGUUUAAAGAGAUUGGAGAAGCUUACAGUAUAUUAUCAGAUCCUGUAAAACGUCGUCAAUAUGAUAAUGGUGAACUGUCGGGAGAUGAUGCUUUUGGUCAAGGAAAUGUAUCCGCUCACAAUUUGUUUACUCAAGUCUUUCCUGGAUUUGGAACAUCUACAGUACAUUUUUAUUUUGGUUAAUAUUCCACACAUUGGUAUAUACAAUUAGUGCCGGAGUUAGUAUACAUCAGGUUGUAAUUGUAAUAAACCUUCCUCUCUGUUUAUGUACAAAAAUUGGGCGACGAAAUAUAUAUUGUUUAUUUAUCAGAUAUCUUUGUGGUUAAUACUUUGUCUCUGUUAGACACAUAGAUGUUGAUAUCAAUACUUAUAUGAGUGUCUGUAUGUCUGUGAACAAUUGUAAAUCAAUGAUUAAUAUAAUGUCGGAAAUGAUUCACCGGGUAUAUUGUUUAAUUUUAAAUGUUCUUUUAAUCCGUACAUUAUGAAUGCAUAUUUAAUGUGCAUAUACGUACAUAUAUAUUGGAAGUUUUUCGCGCUAAUAUUAAUGAAAUGAAUGAAAUAGUCAUUUUCAAUUGUAUUGUCAAAUUGGUUAGUGUUCGUUUUUUCUCUUAAAAAUGAUUUUCAAUGAUAAUGUGAUUAACUUAAUGCUGUUAAAAUGAUUUUAUUCGUUUUUUUUUCUGUUCUUACUCUUUCAUACUUGUUUUUGGAAUUAACUCAGUAAUGACUAAAUAACUUGACAUGGUUCAAGAACCCACUUUAAAUUUUGAUGGUAGGAAAAUUAGUGUUUCAAGUUAUCAGAAGCACCUGACUGUCAUGAUUUAAAAUAUCUACCGAUGCUGUAAGUACAUCAGUCAUUUUUUCUUAUGUAUACAGUCAGGUGAAUAAAACAAAUUUCUGUGACGAGAUUUGAUUGGAUAACUGAAUCAUUUUUAGUUGAUUCAUAUACAACUUAAAACCUGGCAUAUUUGCAUUUAUUCAAGUUAUCAUGCAGUACUAGCACAGUAGAAUACAAUUAUCUAAACCAAUACCAGAGCAGUAGAAAAGAUCAAGUAUAGAAGGAGAAUGCAUAUGAACAGUCUCAGUUUUUUAACUGCAAUAAUACUCAACGGAACUGAUGCAACUAGUUCAUGAACAAUUCACAUUAUAACCCACUGCCGGCUGCAUUGUCAUCGAAAAUACAGUAAACACUUAUGGAAUGCAAAUGACAGUAAUUUAUUUAUAUAAUUGUUGGGGAUGCUAGAUUCCCAGAAACCACUUGGUAAACGUCUUAUUUUUGUAAUUUUACUCUGGAAAGUUUUGCGCCUAAAGCGCCCAUUAUUACCUUCGGUUUGUAUUUGCCAUUCGGAAGGACCCUAAAUGUCAUUGAUUCGUUUCCUCUUUUAGUACGUUAUUUUGUGACGUUUCCCAAGGACCUUUUUAUACUGUAUAUAUAUGCUUGAGUUGUGUGCUUGUUUGUUGGUGCUUCUCGCUGCUUGUGGAAUAUACAUUCCCCUACAGUUGUCAGGGCUGUUACACGUCCGAAUAGUUGAGCUUGUCUUGUCGUUGCGUUGCUGAUCCUUCGUUCCGUUUCAUCAAUUUCAAUUGAUCUUGUAAUCUCUUCAAACAUAGCAGAUCUAUAGUGUUGGUUAACAAGUUAUUUUAAUAUGCUACAUUUCCCGAUCGGUUCACAAUCAGACAAAAUAGACUUCAAGUGCUUAGUAAUGAAUUUCAUGGUAGCAAGAAUAUGAACUUUUUCCUGGAGGAAGCGAAAUUAUAGCACACAAUUUCUAUUGAAAUGAAAUAAUUUGCGCAAUUGUACAGAUGUUACUUGGUUCCAUAACAAAAGUAACGGAAAGACGGUUUAGAACGCUUAUAAAUAAGAAUAUUGGUCAAUAAUUUAUGUGGUCUAUGUGAAUGCAGUCUAAUCUAGUGAGACGGAAAUAGUCUCACCUUGCUUACGUUGAAGUUGCACUUAGUACUUAUCCUGUAUUUUACUAUCAUGGUUGCCAAAUAAAUCGACCUCCUACGUAGCUUGGGUAAACACACCCAAUAGGCUACAAAAUAUACUAGUAUUAACUCGUACAAGAAGUAGACGUCGAUUGUUCUUCACCUUGACGAGGAUCGGUCGAUUUCGAAGCUCAGUCCCUUGCCUGCUCAAUGAAUUACUAAGGCUCAAUUACAUUUCUUGGAACACUAAACACCUGAACAACCUGUAUAUAUUCAAGCAACCGGGAAUAUGCAUUAUAUCGUAAAGUUUAAACGCUUGUAUUCAAACCUCUUCUGUAUGAUGAACUUGAUAUAAUUAACAACGCUAAUUUCGUGAAAUCAACACAUAUGUGGAAACACCGAAGUUCUCUUAAAAAUAUACUUCCUGGAUUCUAGCUCUCAAGAAUCAUUUUAUGGCUUCUCAUCAAUGACUAAUCAUUGUCUUUAUAUAUAUGUGGCUAAUAGAAAUAUAAUCGGAAAGUAGCCUGAACGAACAAUUGAAGUUGACAUACAUUCGCUUCGUCAUUUCCAGAGUAUAAUCAUCAUAGUUAAAAAUUUGACAUAUAAAAUGCACAUUUUGUUGGGUUAACUUACAUUUGUUGGAAAGCGAUUUCAUAUAUGAAUUUCAGAAAGGCAAAAGUCACUUAAUCCACUCAAAUUCAGAAUCAGUGUUAUGAAUGAUACUGAACGAAGGGAUUCUCAGUUAGAAUAAACUAGCGGAAAAGAUAUUUUUAACUCUGGUUAUGAAGCAAGUAAAAGUUAGUUUUAGUGAUAAAUAGUGGAUGUCAGUAUUUCAAUGAAAAAAUCUUCAUGAGUUCGAUACGCCUUAGAUAGUGUCUACAUUUAAAUGGUCAAUUAAUGAAAAUGCUCUCCUAAUUUUGGUUUAGAAUGUAAGAAAACUAGUGUUGUUUGUUGACAAAAUAUAAGUAUUCUGAAGUAUAAGUAUCAUGAAGUGAUUAGAUUUAUAGCCAAUAUAUUAGAAUUAUCGUUUACUGUGUAUAUUUUUGAUCUUAGAAUAUCAGGAGUUUUCCGAUAACCAAGGUAGUGAGUUGAAUCAAUUUACAGAUAGUUGUUAUGCAUACAUUUGAAGCAAUCUAAAUCAUUAUCCGUGUGUUUGAAAUGCAAGCGUUUGUUAGUGAGGAAUUAAUACAGACGAUUACGUGAGCGCGUAAGAAACAUUAAUUAGAAAAUGACGAUUGGUGAUUACGGUAAACUGGUAUCAUAUAUCUUAAUAAAUACAUAUUUCAUCGACUAUGAAUAGAACACAUCGUUCCGAACAAUAACCAAAUUAAUUACUGAUAUGGUUUUGUGGGAAUUUUCGUGUAACCUGAACACCACGUCUCACUAAAAAUUGAUUUCAUUGUUAACCAGAAAGUAAUGAACAGUGGUUUCAAUCCAGUGCCACAAACAUACACUCACGUUUCUAUACUCACUGGAACAUGGGAUGCUCAGAGUUCAUAGCGAACAAGGCACCUCUGAGACGGACAACAGAAUAUGGAUGGCAUCAGAUGAUUAUUAUGACAUCAAAAUCUAGUUGAAGUCGGAAAUGUUGACCUUAGGAUCACAACUGUUUGCCUCAACGAGAUAGUGAGACUUCACUGUAGACAGUCAGAUUUUCUGUGUGGUCAUGAGUGAGCACUAACUAAGAAUGUCGGAUCAGAACAAAGUAUCUAGCCAGUCAUUCAUUUGGUGUCAUUAUAUUAUAACAACUGUCCUCAUAUGAAAUAAAUUCCCACAAACCAACUAACCAAAAAUUGAUUGCCGAACCAUGUGUUAGAAUGAUUUACAUGGAUAAGUAUGACAUACAUAAUUUUCCUUGAAUCUUCAGUACUAUGAUAUCGUUUUCAAUUACUGAAGUAAAUGUUAAUCCCAAAAUAUUUACUUGUCAUUUUGAUUGAGUUAUUGACUGAUAAAACACUGCAGUGACUGGUGAGAGGUUGGCGAAUUGAUAGUGUUUUCUACAAGGUCAGGUUUUUAGUUUCGACUACAUAGAUAUACGUGGCCCUUGUAUUCGGAAGUAUGGGGAAUGCUUUUUUAAUAACUUCGUGCCUGAUGUGAUUUCUUUGAAUAUUUAGUUGACUAAAUGCAACUUGAAUUCCAGUGUCUACGAAGACUGCUAGUGACUUAAUGAUCAUAUGUAAAAUAAUUAAACACUUUUAUUUUCACGGUUUUGUAUUUUCUCGGUUUUAGCAUUCAGAACUAAAGUUGACUGGUUAAUAGUAACUUCAUUCCUGAUGAACAAUUUAGUGGUUAUCUGAACUCAAUAGAUUAGCUGACGUUUGAAGUGAAAGAUAUUGAUUACCGGUCCAAGUGUGAACACGAACUCUAACCCACGUUUAUCUAUCUGAUGAGUCACGAAGCAUCGAUUGUGCCUGACUAUUGUUAACCACAAUCCUAAGAUUUGCUGAACCAUUUUCUUCUUCUUCUUUACAAGACAUUUCACGCCGAACAGGAGAGAUUGUUUUUAUUGUACCUCAUAUUGAUAAUAAGUAGUUCGUUUCAUAAUUCCCUUAUACCACAAAUAUUAAGCUUUACUGGGAGAAAGUGGUGUUUUGGUACAUAGUUUCCUGAAUGGCGUAAUUUCGCAAAUAUUAUUUGAUUCGGUAGCAAGAGAAUGCUGAAGAUGACUUGGAACGCUGUAUAUAUGAGACAAAUAUUCUUAGUCCACUAAAACCAUGGUCAACUGGUAUGUUUCAGAAAAUACUAGUAAAAAUAAAUUUAUUUGAGAAAAUCGAACUUCUUAUCCUAACAGCUGUUCAAAGUUUAUAUCCAACAGUAGAUCAUUUACAAUCAAAUUCCGAAUUCUUCUUUAGCGUCCACGUCUUGGACUUCGCCUACUGUUUGGUCUCCUCUUGCCUAUCAAUGAAAGAAGAUAUUGUUUAGUAGGAAUACUAGUAGAUUUUGUACUGUGCGCAAACACAAAAAGUGGCAAUGUUUUCUUUUAUGCUGCUGAGUUAAAAAACACCAAGGAUCUCUUAGUUCAAACGUGCACUGUGAUUUAGAUUUUGUCACGUUGAUGACUGCUUUAGUUAACUUGCUAACUCUUGUUCACUGAUUGUCUCUAUCCUGAUUUGACACAUUGGACAAACAAUUUUUAAUUAAAUUCUUUUUAAAAUACAACACGUCACAGUGAACUAACUUUCCCUCUUGUUUAUAUGCGUAGGACAGUUUCAUAGUCAGACAAUAUCGUUAUUUAUGGUUUGGAGAACAGUGUCAAAAUUACUAACAUCACAUAUAUAGUCGAUGUUCAAGAAUUUCUGAAUAAAAUAGGUGAUGUGUACUCGUAAAAGAAGGCCUUACGUCGUAUAAAUUCAGUCUGUAUAUAAGGAAGGAGACUAAGCUUCAAAAGAACUUCGCACUUCGGUUAGAGAAAAUCUAAAAGAAAUUUGUAUGAGGUGUUGGGGUGAAAUUCGUGCACGCGAUAUGUAUCUCUCGAGAGCGGUCCGAACUACUAACUUUAAAUAUGUGGAUGCCAUUAGGACUAUCAAAUAUGAUGACAGCGGAAUUGACCAGUCUGUAUGCAACUAUAUUUCACUUGAAGAUAAGACUAUGAAGGAUAUAUUAAAUGAGCAUUUUUACAACAUAUUUCAUAUGAAAUACCCCGAUUAUUCAUCUGUUCUAUUUUGGAUGUUCGGAGAAUAUGGGUGGCUGUGUAUCGUUGGUGCCUCAGGCAUUCAUUCUUGUGUAGUUGUAUACUACCACAUGGUAAACUCAUCAGCUUCAAGAGGACUCAAGGCAAUUAUAUGGCACAUUAAUCGUACCAGAUUGUAAACCGAUCGAUGCAAUUAAUUGAGAUUGCUCGGAUAGAUUUUCAGACAGCUACAGAAGCUAGUAAUAAACGAUUAACACAAUCCUUAAAAACACUCCGCCUCAUUAUAUACAAUACUUACAGUCCAAUGUGGCCUUUAUACGCUCUUAGACAUAAUAUUCAUCUUUUAACUCAGUACAUAAUUGAAACUUAUUUCG
Schistosoma haematobium is the source of this 7290-nucleotide messenger RNA. Its product is annotated as DnaJ sub C member 7. The coding region runs from base 130 to 1542 and encodes 470 amino acids. The record is from RefSeq and is a predicted model, not a curated record. The transcript has 11 exons. Gene Ontology annotation, molecular function: Hsp90 protein binding. NCBI's taxonomy places the organism in Eukaryota, Metazoa, Platyhelminthes, Trematoda, Strigeidida, Schistosomatidae.